Aspergillus niger is the source of this 2184-nucleotide messenger RNA. RefSeq lists its product as uncharacterized. Gene Ontology annotation, biological process: DNA-templated transcription; positive regulation of transcription from RNA polymerase II promoter by galactose. Gene Ontology annotation, molecular function: DNA-binding transcription factor activity, RNA polymerase II-specific; RNA polymerase II cis-regulatory region sequence-specific DNA binding; zinc ion binding. The coding region runs from base 1 to 2184 and encodes 727 amino acids. The record is from RefSeq and is a predicted model, not a curated record. Lineage: Eukaryota; Fungi; Ascomycota; Eurotiomycetes; Eurotiales; Aspergillaceae. Gene Ontology annotation, cellular component: nucleus. The transcript is spliced from 8 exons.
AUGUCUAGUGGGCAAGAUUCUCAUGUUCGUCGUUCCGACGCUUCUGAUCGUCCCCCUAAACGCCGGAAAGUGGCAAUUGCUUGUGAUGAAUGCCGUGCCCGGAAGGUCCGCUGUGACGGGAGACAACCCAUCUGUGGGCCGUGCGCAAAACGAGUGGACCAGGGAAGCCAAUGUGUUUACACUGGAGAAUUGGAGAAAAAGCGAGCAGUUCGCAAUUAUAUCGAAAGUCUGGAAAGUCGAAUCAAGCAUCUAGAGAGUCCUCAUUCCCUCUACAACGGUGGCGAAGGAGUGCCUGUGCAAUCACAUGAUGGCUCGGACCAUUUGCAGCAUUAUACUUCUCCCUCUAUGGGAGCAUCGGUGGUGUCUCCAUCGGGGCCAUCAGGACUGUCAGUUCGCCAUAAUCGACCUAGGAGCAUUGUCUCUGUAACGACUACAAAUGCGGAUCAUCUUUCUCCAGCAAGAAGCACCUCACAAUGUACACCGAAAGCGAAUGCCCGUCUUGUUACCGGGCAAACUUCUUAUCAGUCUCCAAGCUCGCUGGACCAGUCGCUUCGACUGAAAGACCCAACGGACAGUGUCAAUGCCAUGAUGGGUGCCGUGGAGGAUGAGCGUCCCACGCAGGGCUUUUUUGGCAGCUCUAGUGCCGCCAGCUUUAUACGUCAGAUCAAAACUGUCAUAGAUAAGAAGGUUUCCUCGCCGAAUCGCCACACUUCAGAUUCGAUUCUAGGGGUCGGUCCGCCUCCCAGUUUGAUGUCCACAAAGAAGCCGCGGCCACCUACAGUCCCUAAUUAUGUCCUCCCCCCACGGAAGACAGCCGAUAGCCUCAUGGAGGUAUACUGGGAGUUUGUUUUUCCACUAUAUCCCCUCGUUGAUAGUCUCCAGUUGAGAAGAGAAUAUGAGAGGAUCUGGACAGGGGAGGUUCUUCAAUCAGAUGAGAACAUGCUUAUGUGUACCGUCAAUGUCAUCUUUGCAUUAGCCUGUCAACUGGCUGAUUUCAUCCCGCCAGAGGAGCGAGAGGCUUCUGCAGAUGCAUUCUUUACUCGUGCAAAGGAUCUUCUUCAAUUUAAUCUCUGGAACACAGGUUCCGCUGCUCUGAUUCAAUGUCUGCUUCUCAUGGCCCAGUAUUUGCAAAGCACCGAUUCCGCCCAUCAGUGCUGGAUUGUCACCGGACUGGCGAUUCGCAAUGCCCAAGGGCUUGGCUUGCAUCUUCCCCAGACGAUCGCUCGUCUACAUAAUCCCCAGGAACAGCAGCUGGCUCGCAAAAUAUGGCACGGAUGUGUCCUGAUGGAUCGGGUUAUAUCUAUGACAUUUGGGCGCCCUGCCAUGAUCUCUAAGGCGUCAUGUGGCUCGGUUCCUCUUCCAGCUACGGUGGAUGAAGAGUAUAUCCCUGCAGUGUCUGGGUCCGAAGUGACACAGCCAGCAGACCGGCCAUCGGUCAUGGCGUUCUAUGCAAAGUCUCUUGAACUUUAUGAGAUCUUGAAUGACAUUCUGUUGAGCCUUUAUAGCCCCACAACCGAUGAAAGCCCAGAAGACAUUUAUGACUAUUACUUCAACAAGGAAGCAAAUCAAGGAGAGCGGACGAUAUUUGAACUUGAUCGGGCACUUACGAAGUGGUCCCGAAGCCUACCAUCACACUUACGAGGUGAAUCCCAUCUAGGAGGCGGAUAUACGGUCUUCUACCACCAAAGUGUUGUAUUGCGUGCAAGAUACUGCACUUCACGUGAAAUUGGGGUCGUGGAUCCCUUGAUUUCCCUGCAAGACUCUUUUCCUCAGCGGGUUGCAUUGCAAUGCUCGACCAUAUGCGUAAAGGUUGCGCAAGAGGUUAUCGGGCUAAUUCACAGUAACUUGCCCGCCGAUGGAAGUUCGGGCCCCCUUCCUGCUUGGUGGUACAACAUUCUGUCCGGUCGUCUAUGUUCUGCUAUAUUAGAAGAGGUGACUGAAGCUGCAAUGACGCAAUCAUGGGAGAACGCUUUGGAAGUAUUGCAAAGAUAUCACAGCCACAUGUCCGAAGGGCCUCCACUCCAUGACCACCCAGCGAGCACUUUUCCUUCAAAUCCUGCAUCUAAUGGUCUGGGCGACCUCUCCUUAGGGGAGGGUAUCAAUUCAAUACUGUUGGAUGGCCUUGAAUUCCCAGACUUUCAAGAUAUGUCAUGGUUGAACAGUGUUCCAAGCAAUUUAUUCUGA